Molecule: messenger RNA, 1150 nt
Organism: Aspergillus alliaceus
Lineage: Eukaryota; Fungi; Ascomycota; Eurotiomycetes; Eurotiales; Aspergillaceae
Product: putative mitochondrial methylglutaconyl-CoA hydratase (Auh)
Exons: 2
Coding region: 128-1042 (304 amino acids)
Biological process (GO): fatty acid beta-oxidation
Cellular component (GO): mitochondrion
Molecular function (GO): enoyl-CoA hydratase activity
Source: RefSeq, a predicted model, not a curated record
CAGUCGCAGAACAGCUUCCCCACACUUCAAGCUUCCUCCAUUCACCCUUCUCGUUACUUACCAUUAAUUCUUCUGGAGUUCAAAAAGAGAAAGAAAAAAGUUAUAGGUUACGAGUUUUGUAGGAAACAUGCCGCCACGCCUGCCACUCGCAUCUACGCUGCGACAGCGUCCUGUCUUGUCCGUUCGCGUCACAGUCACAAGAUUCAGCACCAGUACCGAUGAUGCCGUGAUCAAGACCCAGCAGGUCCCCGCUCCUGGCUCCGGGAAUAUUCGAGUCCUACUUCUGAACAGACCCAAAGCCCGGAAUGCAAUUUCGAAGAGUCUUUUGGACAAUCUGGCUCAGCACGUUAAAUCGAUAUCUGCCGAAGGAGGCGCCGGCCCUACGAGAGCCUUGGUCAUUGCGAGCAAUGCGGACGCGGCAUUUUGUGCGGGCGCAGACUUGAAAGAACGAGUAAACAUGACUAAGGAAGAGACCAAUGAGUUCCUAACGAAGCUACGGAGCACAUUCCGUGAUCUUGCCGGGCUACCCAUACCCACAAUUUCCGCGGUCUCUUCCACGGCGCUGGGAGGCGGGCUAGAACUUGCCUUAUGUACUCACCUCCGUGUCUUUGGCUCAUCAAGUAUUGUUGGGCUGCCGGAGACCCGACUGGCUAUCAUCCCUGGGGCGGGAGGUACAUACCGCCUACCGGGUGUCAUCGGGGUGAACCGUGCCCGAGACCUCAUUCUCACAGGACGACGCGUGUCGGGUCCCGAAUCAUACUUCAUCGGGCUCUGCGAUCGCCUGGUCGAAAUCCUCCCGGAAGAGGAGCAAAAGGAAGGCGUUGCACGCGAUAAGGUGCUGCGGGAGAGCAUUAAACUUGCCCUCGAUAUCUGUGAAGGUGGACCUAUCGCCAUCAAACAGGCGCUCCAGGCUGUGAAUGGAUUUCAGAAAGGUGAGGCGGCAGAGAAUGAGGCUUAUGCGGGCGUGAUUGAGACAGAAGAUCGCUAUGAGGCUUUGCGGGCCUUUGCAGAAAAGAGGAAGCCUGCUUUCCGGGGACGGUGAGCGUGUCAAGUGUAUAUGUACGAAAGCAAAAGCGAAAUAAUCCUCGUUACUGUAGCCCGAGUAAUUUUAUCCUGUUGCGCAAUACCAUUUAUACUCACUAUACUCGUG